AAUCUUAAAAGGCAAUCUUGAACAAUCUAAAAGGCAAGACCCCAAACAGUGACAACACCUUCCAGCUCAAGUAUGCCCUCAACCCUCAGGAUGAACUCGCCUGGAGCGACGUCACACCAAGGUGCAAGAAGAAGAGGAGCGCAUUUUUCCUCCCUUCAUCAUCCAAAGAAAACAUACUGACGAGCACCGUGGUACACACACCUUCUUCUCUUUCUGCCGCUUUUGAGUCAUUUCAAAGCGCCAAGAAACGCCAAAGAAGACCCAACAGAACCAAAAGUGCAUUUAGUCCGCUUCAUCCUCAUUCAAUUUUGUUUGGAAAACUUUUUUUUUUUUUUGGACUUUAGUUUCCUCUCUCCAGCCACCAUAUCAGAAGCUCCGAGGACAUCACUGUCUUUUAUGUCAACGGGUGCUGAGUGACAGAAGCGAAGCACAAUGAAGAGGUCAACCACACCUUUGGACCUCUCCUCAGUCACCUCUUGACCAUCUUUGCCGCGCAUUAAGAUGCGCCCGACGGGAGAGGAGUUGGAUGAUGAACUUUUCAGUCUCUCGCUUGACUGACUGACACUGUCCUGUAAACUUUUGCAGAGUCAUAAAACGAAGCAGAAGACGGUUUACGUUGUUUGAGGAAUCAUCAACUACGCGUUUUUUUUUAAAUAUCGACUGGAAGAUUUGCAGUGUUCGAACAUGAUGGUUCGUCUGUCUCGGAUCCAACUGGCGCUCUUCUUUAUCUUGCUCUGCCCCGUCAAUAUUAUCGGACUGUGGUGGGCGGUGGGCAGUCCGCUGGUAAUGGACCCUAACAGCAUAUGCAGGAAGGCAAAGCGUCUGGUGGGGAAGCAGGCUGAACUCUGUCAGACUCAGCCGGAAAUAGUCAGUGAGGUGGCCAAAGGAGCAAGGUUGGGCAUUAGAGAAUGCCAAUACCAAUUCAGGUACCGCCAAUGGAACUGCACAAGCCACAACAAGUACUUUGGCAAAAUACUGCAACAAGAUAUCCGAGAAACAGCGUUUGUUUAUGCCAUCACAGCUGCCGGUGUGACCCACGCAGUGACACAGGCCUGCAGUAUGGGAGAUCUGCUGCUGUGUGGUUGUGAGGCGACCAGGAACAGAGCUCCUCCAAAACCUCUGUCGUCUUCCACUGGAGAUGGAGUCAAGUGGGAGUGGGGCGGCUGUGGAGAUGAUGUGGAAUUUGGUUAUGAAAAAUCCAAACAGUUUAUGGAUGCCAAAAGGAGGAGGGGCAAGAGUGAUAUCAGAACACUCAUUGACCUGCACAACAAUGAGGCUGGGCGACUGGCAGUGAAGCUCUACAUGCGGACAGAGUGCAAAUGCCACGGACUGUCCGGAUCAUGCACAUUACGCACUUGCUGGAAGAAGAUGCCACACUUCCGUGAGGUAGGCAACCGCCUUCUGGAGCGAUUUAAUGGAGCCUCCAAAGUGAUGGGCGGCAACGAUGGCAAGACUUUGAUGCCUGUUGGACAGAACAUCAAGCCCCCCGACAAACAGGAUCUGAUCUACUCGGAUGAGUCACCUGAUUUCUGUGUGGCCAAUCGGAAAACAGGUUCACUGGGGACACGUGGACGCAUGUGCAACAGCACCGCCAUGGACAUCAGCGGCUGUGAUUUGCUCUGCUGUCAGCGUGGCUACCGGGAAGAAACUGUAGUGUUUGAGGAGAACUGUCUGUGUCGCUUCCACUGGUGCUGUGUAGUCCAGUGCAAGAAGUGCCUCGUCCGGAAGGAGCUUAGUCUCUGUCACUGAUGAAUUGACUUGCCUGACCCUAAGUUGUUGUAAUUACUUCUUUUCAGAUAUCAAGCCUUUUGCCUUGGUUUGGCAGUUGUAAAGGAAGAUAGUGACAAUACUGCUUUAAUAUCCUUUCUCACCUGUCCUGCUUACAAAUUGAUUCCCUUGAUUUCUGACAAAACCUGUCUUGAAACACUUCAGGUGUUUGACAGACAGAAGUAAAACGUAGACGUGCCUCUUUUCCAAACUACCUAUUUUUGCUUAUCUUUUUUAAAUCAAAAACAACCAAAGAAUGUGAAUUUGUGUAAGUAUAGUAACAUUUUAUCGGGAGUCGGUCAACAGCAGCACUUGAAGUGAACUGCUUUCUGAAUUUAAUAAUUGGCUUUUAAGUGCUGACUACUGUCGCACUCGCACCUGAAGGGUCUUACAGUUAUAUGAUAUCUACAUUCUAUCUACGUAUAUCAUAUCUACAUUCUGUACCUGGGCUGGAUUUACACUACAUGGUUCAAAUGACAUAAUUCAAAUCUUGAAAUCUGAAAUGUAGAAUUCCCAGAGGAAGGAUUCUGACAAUGUGACUGCUGUGUAUGUGUACAGAUCAGAUAUACGGGUCUAAAAAGCACCAAAAUAUAACCAACUCAAACCCAGCAAGCUCAAAUCCAAACAGCAGUGAAUGCGCAUAAACCAUCAUUAUUAAUACCUAGGUUACCUGCCUUUAAAAUAUAUUGUAAGUUGUUCCAGGCAAAGCUAUAGGUAUGGUUUAAUAAAAAGUGAAUUCACCUUGCCACUUUAAAUUCUUUACAAGCUUGUAAUCGUUAAUUUGAGUUUUGGGUGUGUGGACAUCAGUGACGUGCGGUGAGGUUCAUGGCUAGCAAGGCACUGAAUCCUUUAGAUUUUGUUUUUAUGAUCGUAUAGAUUGCUCAGAAGAGAAUAAUUCACAUUUGUUAACAUAUUUAUAUUUUUAAAUACUUCCUAGUCCCAUUAGAAAAAACAUUUGUGGUCUUACCUUUCGUUUGUAUGUGAAGGAGAUGCACCCUCUCCAGUAAAUACUUUGUUGUAAAAGUCUGAUCACUUCCUGUUGAGAUGGGAUAUUCAUUAUAAUUCCCCAUCUUGGCAGUCAAAUGGAUUGAUUCAUUCAGCAUAUCUUUAAUGGUUUUGACCUGUUGCUAAAUCUAGGAAUAAUGAUGUCCCACUUACAUUAAAGGUUUGACCCAAGCUUUAACGCAUUUGAAAUUAUAUGCUGAUGGACAGAUAUCAUAAUCCAAGUUGGUGCACUCAAGAGUCACACGGUAGGCUAAGCUCUCGCACUUAAGUCAAGCAUUUAUAGCUCAGUCCAAUGCAGAAAUAUUACUAUUUUAAAUGUUUUUGCAUGUUUUCAUCCACACUUGACCCCACAACCGUGUGGACAAGCAGGCUAUGUCAUUGCAAUCACAGUAUGAAAUUUGUGUCAAAAUCCGAUAAAUUUACUUAAUUGGAAAUAAGCAUUUGAUACCUGCAGUGUUAUCCAACCUCGGUGAGGCUUUGGUGGAUUUGGCCACAUUGCCAUCAAGUGAUAGAAUUUGGUUCAGUUAACAGGAAAAUCUUAAUCCAUAACAAUCAACACUCUGUUUUACUGCUGUGCUUGAUAUUCCAGUGACUGGACUAAGGUGUGCAAAAAUGUGGCAGUAUUGAUUAUCUUGGUAUUUUGACAUUGGAAAUACAGAAAACUGUGUACUGUACCAGAGUAAACUAAACUGUACUGCCUGGGGAAAACAGGACCUUGUGGCUCUCCUUUUGAUUGGGCUGCUAAUUGCCACUAUUUCUAGAAAACUGUUCAUCAUUGCUGUACUCAAUUACUAUUAAUCUUUAAGGAUUUUACAGAAUGAAAGGGGAACUGACAUUGUCUCUUUCUAAGAACGCUGUCAACACCGCCGGUGCAGCUGCGGACUUGACCUGCCAGCAGUGACUGUUGUUAUAAAGAUAUGAUGACAAGACUACUCACUUCCAUCUCUCUCAGAAGCACUUUGGAUAUUGCUGCAUUGGAUUUGAGAGUUUUGCAACCCUAUCUUUCGGGUUGGGCGGUUAUUGUUUAGUAUAAGAAAAAAUAUAUAUAAUGAUGUUUUUAUGAUACACAGGGCUAAUAUUAUGAUGCACUUUUGGUGAUUAGUUUUUUUUAAUACUUAUACAAAUAUAAGUAUGUAAAUAGUAUAUGUGUGUCUGUGCAUAUAUAUAUAUAUAUAUAUAUAUAUAUAUAUAUAUAUAUAUAUAUAUAUAUAUGAAUAUGAAUUUUACAGUUAAAAUCAUCUCUGUAGUCCCUGAACCAUUUGGUGAGAAUAACAGUAUGUGUGAGCCAGUGACAUGUGGGGUGGUUCAUGACUGGUGGGGCACUGAUUCCAUUGAAGAUUUUUAUGGUUGAAAAAAAAUCACUUUCUCAAAUACUUUUGUAGAUUUUUUGUUAAUAACCAAAAAACAUUUAUGGUCUGUCCUUUUAUCUGCAUAUGAAAUACAUGCACGCUACCCUUCUCCUAGAAAACUUCUGAUACUUUGUUGUAAAAGUUUGAUCACCAUCUGGUGACCGUGGAUACAUUAUUCUCAAAUUUGUCAAUUCAAGUCAAAUUUGUUAAUUCAUUCCACAGGGCAUAAAAAUAUCUUGUGGACCUAUUAUACUCAUUCUUCGACCCUUUUUAUUGAGUUGUGGACUCCUAUAGAGCAGCUACACACAAUAACCCCUACAGAAAACCUUUUAGAUUUUGCAGAAUCUGCACCUGUUUAAGCUGUAUUUCCUUGGAUUUGUGUUUCCGCCAAAACCAUCUGUUUUCAUUUACUCCACCCACUCUGCUGUGAUUGGUCACAUGCCCAAAGUGCUUUCUAUACUACGAACGAAUAGAGCUCAAGAGAAGCAGGAUAUACUUUGUCAGAGGCACCGUUGGUGUGGUGGAGCUCAGAAGCUAGAUGUGAGGGUGCCGCAUGGAUGCACAGAGUGUCCGAAAUGAAUGCACUUUUUCCUGGCAAGAACGCGCUGCUUCUGACUCCAGCAACACUUUGGCGGAUAUGUCCCGUGUGAAAUGCCGUUGACAGAUGAAAAUUGUUUUCUCUUGCUGGGAAUCACCAAAUACAAUAACUUCUGCCUGAGCUUGGGGGAGGACAGGGGGGAAGCAGAGCCAUAUCAAAAUAUAAGGAAGUCCAUCCCUCUGUGACAUCACAAAGAGGCCGUUUUACCACACAUUUUGAAACCGAGCGUUUUGAGCCAUCCCAAACUUCUUUCAAGGCUCACUUCCAAGUGCGAAAACCUCAUUAUCUGAAACUUUGGCAUCAUUUAACACGAGAAUACAACAUUCUAACUACAUUUAUAGGCCAGAAAAGUGGAAAAAGCAAAAUGGGUCCCCUUUAAUUUUAAUGCAUCUGACACUCUGCUCAGUAGAGCUGCUGCUGUGAAAAUAAUUCAUGUUUGCAUUUUAAAUUUGUUUUUAUAAAUUUUCAUCAUGACAGGUGAGAGUCUGCCUUACCUGUCUGCCUUGACCGCACGUCACUGGUGUGAGCAUGUGUGCAAAGGCAGGUUGAGUAGUUGUUACCAUUAGCUAAAGACGACACUAACAAUAUGAAACCUUUUCUCUGUGUUGAUGAAAGCACAUUACUUCUCAAUUAUCAUGUGUCAAUUAGACAUGAUCAUCAUACGUUCAUUUUCAGGUAGGAGUCUGCUCAGAUUCCAGUGUGUCAGAAUUUGCCUUUCCUGUAAAUCGAUCUUAUUUACUUCACUAGAAACACUUUGACGUAAUCCCCGAUUAUUGCUGACAGGUAUUCACAGUAUUCAUCCCUCUGAAAGCUUUAGGGUGGUAAUAAAAUGGAAUCCCAUCAAUUUGUUAGGAAAUAAUAUAUGGAACAUCCAUUUUUUACAACCGUACUUGUAUACAUAUUUAUUUGUAUUAAGGCUGCAUCCUGAGUUUUUAUAUGGAUACUUCCCCAAAAUUUCAUUUUUAAGAAAUAAAAUUUGCAGUUAUGUGAGCCUUCAGUCAUUUCAGUCACAAAGCAGUCACAGCACUGCCCAACAAAAGAUAAGCAGCAGUUAUUUUGACGUGUUUGUGUGUGGUCACUGUGUGCAAUAAUAAUACGAAACUUAAUAUAAGCCAACUUUAUCUAAUAAUGAUCACUAAGGAAAAGUUUAUAGACACUGUUCAUCAAGUUAAAAGACAUGCUGGAACCUUCACCACGUAUUAUACUGACUGUAUGUGUAUAUUUUAACCUGAAUGUAUUACUCUGACCUGUAUAUGUUCAUUCAAAAUUGCUCACCGGAUUCAAAGAUGAAGUUUGUAUAAUCAUUCCAUCCUGAAAAAUGAACCAUUCAAAUAAAUCAUUAAGGGCCCAAAAGGAAUACAAGUCAAGCCCAUGAUGAGCGUAUAAACUCCUGACUGGAUACUGGAUAACAGUCAGUAUGAUAUGAACCUAUUUGAUACAUUUGUUGAUCUUUCUGUACUCCCAAUGUACCUAUCUAUCUCCAGGGGCAGACAUGGACAACGUGGAAGAACCCCAGCAGAGAAGACUGGAAAUGUUUGUUAG
Messenger RNA from Doryrhamphus excisus (bluestripe pipefish), 6261 nucleotides. RefSeq names its product wingless-type MMTV integration site family, member 6b (gene wnt6b). The record is from RefSeq and is a predicted model, not a curated record. Gene Ontology annotation, biological process: neuron differentiation; cell fate commitment; multicellular organism development. NCBI's taxonomy places the organism in Eukaryota, Metazoa, Chordata, Actinopteri, Syngnathiformes, Syngnathidae. Gene Ontology annotation, molecular function: cytokine activity; frizzled binding. Gene Ontology annotation, cellular component: extracellular region.